CACCCGUGGAUUCCAUUUCCACAUGUAUAAUUGUGUAUGCAUGCAUCCGUUAAUUUAGGUCACUUCAUAUAGCUUCCAUAAGCACAGAUGAUGUUCAAAUGAUGCGUCGACGCUCGCUCGAAAGGCGCUAGUGUGAGGGGUCUUUUAAAUAUAACUUUUCACUGCGAUUCUGUUUGCAUCCUAUCCACCUUUGAUAAAACGUAUAAUGUGUAGGUACUCGAAUUAUUUUAGCCAAGGGUGACCGGCUCAUAUAUCUGUUCUAUUUCAAGUUUAAGAUCAAAUAAAAAAGCUGGCAGUACCAAAACUGUCAUCGUAGACGUUGAAAUUGACACGGCAAUGAGGGACACAGCUUCGUUCACCUGGCCCGGUAACUUCAUGCAAACCUAAGGUUACCGGGAUUACUACUCCUAUUAUAUAUAUAUAGUUUGUAUUGCAAUUCUCAAUCAUGUACGUAACGAUCAUUAAAUUGCCCGAAAAGAGAGGCCACUUGAAAGCGACCAAUCAAGAUUAAUCCGAGAAUACAAUCAACAAAAUCCCACGGAAAUACGUUUUCCUAUCCGAACAUUUCCGUAGGUUAGAAAAUAUAAUUGUACAGACAAACUUUUUUCCUUAAGUAUUUUUAUCAUUCUAUUAAUGACGUAGAUUACUGUGAAAUGAAAGUAUAACAUGAAGCGAUUCGUUUCAGUACCCGAAUAUAUUUAUUUGGGUUAAGACGUGACUAUGUUGAAAGAUAUACAAGGAACUACCAUAGUAGUGACCGGCGGCGGAAGCGGCAUCGGUCUCGCGAUCGCCGACGCGUUUCUCCAGCACGGCGCCCACCACGUUAUUCUCCUCGACCUCAACGCAGAACAGGCGGACCAAGCUACUGCAACUCUAAACGCAAAGUACGAAAACAAGGCUACGUUCAUUCUAUGCGACGUUACUAAAGACCUGGAUCAAGUUACGAAGGUUAUUAUAGACACAUACAAAACUGUGGAAGUAUUGGUAAACAGUGCUGGUAUUGUUAACGAAAGGAAUCCUAAGAAAGUGAUUGAAAUAAACCUAACGGCGGUCAUAGAAUGGUCAUUGAGAUACUUGGAAAUUAUGAGGACUGACCGUGGUGGAAAAGGCGGCACUAUUAUCAACAUAUCCUCGAUGUACGGGUUUAUGGUAGAUCCAUAUUUACCUACGUAUAAAGCUUCUAAAUAUGGCGUCCUUGGUUUUACGAAGAGUAAAGGCCAUGAAUAUAAUUUCAAGAAAACAGGCGUAAGACUGCUUGCCAUCUGUCCAGGAGUCACAAAGACGAAUCUCCUCGCUGAUUACAAGAAUUUUGAAGAAAAAGAGAAUCAAGAGGACUUUGUGGCAACGUUUGACAGUUUUCCGUGGGCAGAGGUCACGAGGGUGGGGCAGGCUGUUGUCGAAGUGUUCAGAAAAGCAGAAAGUGGGACGGCAUGGGCAAUCCAGGGCGACGAACCCGUGUUUGAGGCUUAAAUUUGAAUAUAAAUUAAAAAGAUUUAUGGAAUACUUGAUUAUGAAAAA
This is a messenger RNA of Cydia pomonella (codling moth), 1518 nucleotides long. Its product is annotated as 15-hydroxyprostaglandin dehydrogenase [NAD(+)]-like. The coding region runs from base 721 to 1470 and encodes 249 amino acids. Gene Ontology annotation, cellular component: cytoplasm. The record is from RefSeq and is a predicted model, not a curated record. Gene Ontology annotation, molecular function: oxidoreductase activity, acting on the CH-OH group of donors, NAD or NADP as acceptor. The transcript has a single exon. Lineage: Eukaryota; Metazoa; Arthropoda; Insecta; Lepidoptera; Tortricidae.